GGAAAGGCAGUUCAGUAGUGUGCUUCUCGACUUUCUUCAUUCUUCUCGGAGAUUGGAUUUUCACGGUGGCCAUGACGGUGGACGACGACAGCUCGAUAUACGUCGGCGGUCUUCCUUACGAUGCAACGGAGGAUAGUUUGCGCAGAAUCUUCGAUUUGUACGGCGCCGUCGUCGCUGUUAAGAUUAUCAAUGAUCGUUCUACUAGGGGAAAGUGCUAUGGCUUUGUUACUUUUACAAACCCUCGAUCUGCUAUUGAUGCCAUAAAAGACAUGGAUGGAAGGACUAUUGAAGGGCGGGUUGUCCGAGUUAAUGGAGUGAAGAGUCGACUUGGUGGAAGGUUUGGUAAGGAAGGUAAUCGGUUCGAUGCAGAGAGGGACGUGAGCUGGGAGAGGGAUAGAGAUCGAGGGAGGGAUUAUGAUCAUGAUAGGUAUCGUCAUAGAGGUAGAAACAAUGACUGGUCUAGAGAUCAUGAUCGGUCUCGAGAACAUGAUUUGGACAAGGAAAGAGGAUAUAAGCAUUCACAAGAUCGUGAUCUACCAAGGGAUCAAUUUUUGGAUAGGGAGCCAGAGUUGGAAAAAACUUCAAAGGAUAAUGAGAAGGUACAUGACUUGAAGUUGAACCACGAUCAAGAUUGGGAAAAAGAUCAUGGUGCUGAUUUGAGUGGAGGCAGAGGCAUUGAUAAAACUGAUGAUUAUGAUAAAAGCCUUGACAAUGACAGAGAUCAAGUCUUAAGAAGAGAUAAAAGCCUUGACAAUGACAGAGAUCAAGUUUUAAGGAGAGAUAACGGUCUUACAAUUGAAGGUCGAACUGCACGGGAUCUUUCAUCUGAUUCUAGUGAUGAUUAUAUCCAUGAAUUAAAGGAACAACUGGAGAUAUCAACAGAAAGAUUGGAAGAACUUAGAAAAGAGGUUUCUCAAAUAGAGGAGAGGUCAGGAGAGAAAGAAAAACUUGUGGUUGAGUUGCAAAAGAAAGCCAAGAAACUGGAAGAUGCAUUGAUCAGUGCAAAGAAGCGCUCUUCAUUCCGUCAGACGCAGCUGAUCAAGCUCCAUAAAAGUUUUCUGCUAGUAAAGGAUUAUUCUAAGAGACUUAAGACCAGUGAACAAGAACUUCAGGCUCUUGUUGAAUCAACUGCAAUAGAGAGUGAUGUUGGAUGAAGUAUGAAGUUCCAACCAAUUUCAAUUUCAAUUUCAAUCUCUGUACAAGCUGCAUCGUGCUUAUUUUGUUGGCAUGCAACUCUUCACCGUGGUCGGCACCUUCACAGUCUUUUGUUCAUACUAAUGACAAGUUGUGAUGUAGAAAUAGAAUUCUAUGUAACCUAAUUUUCCCAAGAUUAAGCUGUCCAUUCAUUUCAUGGUUUGUUCACAAUCAACUAAGCACAUGUGUUUACUCACUCUGUCAAGUUAAAUAGGUAACAGUUAUAUUUCAAAAUUAAAUCUAUCAUCCAAGUAGUUUUUCCACCUUGCCUGAAAUUCCUUCCCAUGAAUGGAAUUUUAAAGUUUAGGUUGUAACCCUUUUCCGAUAACAUCUCUACACAUUUCAAACCGAAUUCCAUACCGGUAUUUCGUUACA
This is a messenger RNA of Cucumis sativus (cucumber), 1569 nucleotides long. Its product is annotated as U1 small nuclear ribonucleoprotein 70 kDa. The coding region runs from base 72 to 1154 and encodes 360 amino acids. Gene Ontology annotation, molecular function: mRNA binding. The transcript has 9 exons. The record is from RefSeq and is a predicted model, not a curated record. Lineage: Eukaryota; Viridiplantae; Streptophyta; Magnoliopsida; Cucurbitales; Cucurbitaceae.